Messenger RNA from Megalobrama amblycephala (Wuchang bream), 756 nucleotides. Its product is annotated as gastrula zinc finger protein XlCGF49.1-like. The transcript has 3 exons. Lineage: Eukaryota; Metazoa; Chordata; Actinopteri; Cypriniformes; Xenocyprididae. The annotation marks the transcript as partial. The record is from RefSeq and is a predicted model, not a curated record. Gene Ontology annotation, cellular component: nucleus.
AUGGAGGACAAACUGAUAGUCGCUGUGUGUGGCCACCCUGAAAUGUAUGAUGUAUCAUCAUAUUUUUAUCGAGACAGGAAUAAAAAGGACCUUGCCUGGAAGAGGAUAAGUGAGGAAAUCAGACAAUCUGGGUUCCUGGAAUACCUUCGUCCAGGCGAUGAAGUAAUUGCAGACAGAGGCUUCACCAAGAGACGCAUGCAACUCUCCAAAGAAGACACCACCAACACCAGGUGCAUCGCCAAUAAAAGAGACAAGAAAUCUACAACCUGCACUCAGUGUGGAAAGAGUUUCUCAACCAAACAAUAUCUUGAGAUUCACAUGAGAGUUCAUACAGGAGAGAAGCCGUUCACAUGUGAUCAAUGUGGGAAGAGUUUUACAUCAAAACAAAGUCUUGAGAUUCAUAGUGCAGUUCAUACCGGAGAGAAGCUGUUCGAAUGUAAUGAAUGCGGCAAAACGUUUCGCUGGGCAUCAAACCUGAAGACACAUCUGAAAAUUCAUACAAAAGAGAAGCCAUAUUCAUGUUCUGUGUGUGGAAAAAGUUUUUCUCAGCUGCCAUAUUUAUAUCAACACGAGAAAAUACACACUGGUGUGAGAGAGUACGUGUGCUUUGAGUGUGAGAAGACUUUUACUACAGCAAACCAAUUAAAAGUGCACCAGAGAAUUCACACUGGAGAAAAACCUCACAAGUGUUCACACUGUGACAAGAGAUUCAGUCAGUCAGAACAUCUGAAAACACAUGAGAGGAUCCACACUGGA